GUAGAGAGGGACACGAACAACAAGGCCUUUUUCCCUCGCCAGCUGUUCCGUCCUGCGAGUCUGUUGAGAGAGAGAGAGACCUUCCUCCCGUCCCUUGUUCCCUCCCUCCCCAUUCCCAUUUUCUUCUUUAUCGUUCUUCACUUCUUCUCCUUCCAUCUUCGCAAGACCUAAUUCGUUAAUUAUUUAUUAAUCAAUUUUGAUCCUGUUAACUUUAUCUUGACUAGAAGGUCCUGAUUGGGCUGAUCUCGCAUCCGAUCUGGAGAUUCAGAGCAUUCGCUGGAUCCGAAAGUGGGGUGAUUGAUUCCUGCAUCUCGAUACACCUUCUAGUCUUCUGAUAAUGACGGCGGAAACCCCCCAAGUUCAUUGCCAACUUUCUGAGGUUGCGAUGGAGGAGGAGAAUUCUGGGUUGAGUUCGCAUCAGGACCACCUGCUCAAUGUCGGUGGACAUUGCAAUGGGAUAAAUAACAACAAUAAUAAUUGUAAUAAGAAGAAUGUGGGUGGGAAGGAUGAUCCUGACGGUUCUUAUGUCUUUGUAAGCCCUAGCGAAUCCGCUAAUGGUGAUCUCAUCGAUAGGGAUCUCGAAGCAGAUGGCGUCAACAAGUCGCACGUGGUUUCUGAAUCUAUUGAUGUAGAGGGCCAAGUUGGGAAAUUGAAGCAUGAUAAUGGCGAAGUUGCACCUGCGGAGUCUAAUUGCGUUGGUGUGGAGUCUAAUUGCAUUGGUGAGGGCACUGAUGUAGUCCCCCCAGUAGGCAAACAAAAGCCCACUGUGGCUGGAGUUGAUGUUGUUGGGCAGCAGGUCCAAUUUCCAAUUGACAUUGUGGAAUCUGUUUGCGAGGAGGGGCUUAUUAAUGGAGAUGCAAGACUUGACAAGGAAAUUGAGCCGGAUUCUGCUUGUGAUCUUGAACAGAAUCAGGAAUUUCCGGCAGAGGUUGAUCGAAGCAGAACACCACUGCUUAAUGAUGGAAAGAUUGAGUCUAAGGAACAAAUUAAUUUAAGUUCAGGUGCAGAGUCAGGGGCUGUUGUGGAAUGCCAAGUGCUGGUUUCCGAGGAGGACAAACCUGUGAAACAAAUUGCCAGUGAAAAUAGCGAACAAGCACAAGCUGUGUUUUCAGAGCCUUCUGAAUGCGACUCCUCAUUGCUCAAUGAAGGCAAGUUGAAUUCUGAGGACCAUGCUAUUGUAGAGUUACCUGCAGAGCUACAAGGGAGUCAAGAAUCCCAAGUGAUGGUUUCAGAGGCUGCUGAGUGUGAGUUGCCUGGGGUUGAGGUUCAGCUUGAUGAGGAAAAUUUAAAUUUAAAUUCAACCGCUGAGUUAGGGGAGGAAUCUCAAAUGUUGGUUUCGGAGCUUGGUGAUCUCAAUCAUGGGGAGGAGAAACCCGAGAAGCAAAGUACGCCAACAACUGCAGAUUUUAGGGAGAGCGAGGACACACAGAUUGUCGAUUCAGAGCCUUCUGAAUGCAAAUCAUCAAGCAAUGAUGAAACCAUUUUGAAAUCCGAGGAGAGUGCUUAUAUAGAGCUAUAUACACAGGUGGAAGGGAGUGACGAGUCUCAAGUUAUUGUUUCAGAGGCUGCGAAAUGCAAGUCGCUUGAUGUUGAUAUGACAGAGGUGAUUGCUGAGGUAGAAUCUGCUGAAUUGCAGUCUCAUCAUCUUGAUAACGGGGAUGUAAAGCUUGAUGAGGAAGAGAAAGCAGAUUUGACAUCGAAUGUAAAAGAAAAUCAGGAAUCACAGCUAUUGGUACAUGAUUGCCUUAAUGGUAGAUCAGAAGAGGUGAACGAAAUAGCAAAAUUAGCCAAUGAAACCGUCCCAUUGGAAGCAGAAGUUGCUGACGAACAUGUUUUGCAUUUAAGUAAUGGCAGCUGCCCUAGUCCUCGUGUAUAUGGUGGUAUGAUGCAAGAUCAAGUCUGUAAUGAACUCAUUCAUGGCUGUCAAAAUACAACUGAAUUCAAUGGCUCUGCAAACAUCGAAAGCUUGCCUGACUCUGCUGAUUGCCAGAGAUCAGAAUUUGAGACCGGGAAUCUCUGUUGUCCCGCUGAAGAGGCCAAAGUAGAAAUUGAGUUUAAGCAUGACACUGUCGAAGGCGAGAUAUCAACAAGUUUUAACAAGGUGAGCUCAGGAACUGAAAGUGUUCUUUCUGCUAACCCUGUAGGAAAUAUAUCAACUUCACGAGGUGCCGAAGUUAAUAGCGAGUCUGAAGUUUCAAAUGGGGUGAUAGAUUGUGCAUCCAUCCAGCCAAUUGCAGUUGAUAGUCUUGAUUCUGAAUAUCAUGCUAUUGAUGAACUUCAAAAUGGAUAUGGUGCUAACAUGAAGUCAGAAUCUCACAUUGAGACCUGUCCUCCGGUAAGCAUACAAGAUAUGCCUAGCAGUGAUCGGGACAUAUCUCAAUCUGAGGUUGUGGAUAGCUCCGUUGUUAACUCUGGAAGCGAGCCAAGCUAUGUCCAGGAGGCUUGGGGUGUCCAAGAAGAUGGAGAUAAAGUUAAUGGUGGAGAUGGAGAUAAUUUUGACGUCCUUAAGUGUCAAAAGGUUGAUGCUUCGGAUGGAAAUAUUGCUGAUGCUUUGAAAGAAAAGAGUUCUGAUGCUUUGAAUGAACAGAGUGCGGGGGUAGAGGGUGUGAAGAGGCCAUUCAACUUCUUGAUUAAGGUUCCAAGAUUUGACGAUGAAAACCUAAGAGAACAAAUCAGACAUGCCCAUCUACAAGUUAAUGAGAAAACACACCAAAGGGAUGCCAUUCGAGAUGAUAUUCACAUGAUUACGGGAAGUCGUCAGCAACUUCGUGAUGGUUGCGAAGCUGCCAGAUCAGAAGAGAGAGGUGCAAGAGGAUUACUUAAUUUGAAACGCAAGGAAAUAGAUUCUGUCCAAUAUGUGAUUAAUAGGGUGAAGAAUGCUAUUUCUGUUGAGGAUAUGAAUGUCAGGAUAAACAAUAUGGAGCACAUGAUACAACAUGAAACACUGCCUUUGAAAGAAGAAAAACAUCUCAUUCGUCAGAUCAACCAACUGAAGCAUCUUCGUGAUCAGCUUUCUUCUAACAUGGGUAGCCAGGAUGAAGUUCAGCAGGCUCUGGAUCAGAGAGACCAAAAUGAGGAGAAGCUGAAGAUUUUAAAGAAGGAACUCGAUUGCCUCAAGGUCAAGGUUUCAAAAACUCAGGCAUCCGCUUUGGCAGCAGAUGAGAAAUGGAAUGAGGAAAGCAAAAAGCUCAACGAACUUCAUGUUCAGUUUAGAGCAGCAGAUAGAGUCCGUCAAGAAGCAUACAUGCAUUUGCAGAAUCUGAAGGGACAAUUGUAUGAUAAGAACGCACAGUUUCGGAAGUACAAGAACGAUACAACAGCAGCUUAUGAGUACGCAUCCAAUCAGGACAAAGAGGGACUUCACCGUCUUUGUGUUAAUCAGGUGGAGAAAAUCAUGGACUUAUGGAACAAGGACCAUGAGUUCCGAAAAGAGUAUCUCAGAUGCAACACAAGGAGUACGCUGAGGAGAUUUAGGACGUCUGACGGUCGUGCACUUGGCCCUGAUGAGGAGCCGAUUGCACUGCCCAACUUUGUGGAUGAUAGGUCUCUUCCAACCCCUUGCAACGAAACCUCUGAGUUACCAAUUUCCACACUGGAACAAGAAAAGCAAGGGUCAACCAUGGCAGGUGAAGGAACAUAUAGUAAAUCCACAGUAAAGGUGGUAGAACAAAUUGAUCAGACAGCAAAUGCUAAAAAACCUGGGAAGCCUACUUUGAGUACUGGCUUGGAAACUGUUUCUGGUAGGGACAAGGCUGAAGAGAUGUCCGAGGUAGAGCCUAAAAAAUCAAAGGAGGAGCAAGAGUUGGCCAGGAAAGAAGAGGAAUUGAGGAAGGAAGCAGCAGCAGCCAAGCUGAAAGAACAACUACGGCAGGAGGAGAAGGCCAAAGCUAAGGAGGCAUUAGAGAGGAAGAGAAGAAAUGCAGAGAAGGCCCAGAUUAAGGCUGAGUUACGUGCACAGAAGGAGGCUGAACAGAAAGAGAAGGAAAGGGAGAAGAAGGCAAAGAAGAAGGAGAGAAAGAAGGCAGCUGCCUCGGAGGGCUCUGAUGGUAACAAUGAAGGAGAAACUGCUCUGACAUCAGAAUCCCCAUUUUUUACUGCCAAGGAGGCCGAAACCGAGGAGAGUCCUGUGACAAUUACAAAAAGGCCUCAAAAAGCAUCCCAGUUUACAAAGCAGAGCAAGACAAAAUCUAUCCCUCCACCUCUUCGCAACAGGGGUAAAAGAAGGAUGCAGCAAUGGAUUUGGAUCAUUUUUACUGCCGUGGUGGUUCUUGCCCUGUUCUUGUUGGGUAAUAUUGGCUUCUACUCCAACCUUGGGCACAACCUUCGAAUGCGAAACUAUGGCUUCUGAAUAGUUUUGCCGGCUGGUUGGCAAUCAACAAGGGUUGGUGGACAAGAUAAAGUAGACAAUUCUUUUUACACCGAGGUGUUGACAGUGACUCUCGAAGAUGGCAGAGAUAGAAUGCAAACAGAGGCGGGGAAGGAGUUAUCGAUUCAUAACGGUUAUAGCGAGCUCUUUCAUUCUCUAUUUGCUACAUGUUCCACCCACUCCUCGCCCUUGUUUUUUUUUCCUUUCGUUGGCUUUCAGUUGUUAUAAUUGGCUUUUUAUUUUACACACAUAUGAUAGUAGAUUGGUUCUGUGAUAUGGUAUAUGAACUAGAACGGAACAGUUUCAGUUUUGCUUCCAACCAUUAUGGUAAUAAACACAUUUAUUCGUGGCA
This is a messenger RNA of Rhododendron vialii, 4718 nucleotides long. RefSeq lists its product as uncharacterized. The record is from RefSeq and is a predicted model, not a curated record. The transcript has 8 exons. The coding region runs from base 338 to 4348 and encodes 1336 amino acids. NCBI's taxonomy places the organism in Eukaryota, Viridiplantae, Streptophyta, Magnoliopsida, Ericales, Ericaceae.